This is a messenger RNA of Eremomyces bilateralis CBS 781.70, 2388 nucleotides long. RefSeq lists its product as uncharacterized. The transcript has a single exon. The record is from RefSeq and is a predicted model, not a curated record. NCBI's taxonomy places the organism in Eukaryota, Fungi, Ascomycota, Dothideomycetes, Eremomycetales, Eremomycetaceae. Bases 483 to 2255 code for a protein of 590 amino acids.
AAAAAUCAGUGGAAGUUGCUUGCAGAAGUAUGUACAAAGUCCAAUCGCCUAGAACCAGUUUGACGAUAGUCAUUGCUGGUCCAAAUCUAUCUGCUCCACGUUUGACAGGGCCCAAGUUCAAUGCUGACGGCCCAUGAUAGGAAGAGAAAGUUCGCCAUCAGCAACAGUAUCCGACCUAUCGCUACCAACCUCGUCGCGCGGCUACCCGCCGUGGUUCCACAGACUUUGGCACCGCGUCAACCAAUGCAAGCGACAAGUACCGCUGCAACAAGUGCGGCGGGCGAAGUAUCAUUUCAGCAGGUAGCCCUUUCGCAGGCAAUCAACGAGCCCUAGUUCCCGCCGGACCUCCGUCGUCAUCGACAAACAGCAGCCUGCCAUCCGCUGGACUAUCCACUCCAGGAUCCGCCCACUUCCGUAUCCCUGCAGGGCUAAAUACUCCUCUCACGCCGAGUUUAAAUACUCCAACCACCAGACUCCCUCCCAUGCUUUCAAAUCUGUCCCUAAACUCUCCUUCGUACUCACAUGGGAACCGUCCUACUCUUCCUCCUCCUUCGCCGGCCGGCUCGGAGAUGAACACUCCACCUCGCCGCGUGCGUACCCUCGCUCAUGACCUCCCCGCCAUCCACGUGCCGCAUCAUGCAAUGGGGCCUCCUCCUGCUCCAUCGGCCCGGUUUGCUGCACGUUAUUCCACAUACGAUGGCGCCUUUGACGAUCCAAGCGAACCACCGCCAGGACCUCUCUCACCAGAUCCGAAACGACGCCGAUACAACACCCAGUACGAUGUCCGUCGAGACAGACAGUCGGUCUAUGUUCGUGGGGAUGUUGGUAUUCGAACGCCAUACCCGUUCCCUCAAUCCUCUCGAACCACCGCUGGGCCAGGUCCUAUGCACCUGCACACCACCAGUUCACCGGGGCUAGGCUUAAAUGGUAGGCGCGAAUCGUUGCCGCCUCCACUUACCAUCGUCAACCGUGGAAGUGUUGCAGGGCCGGCACAUUCAAUGGUUCGAACAGCACCGCUUACAGGGCUGGAUGCUGAGAGCCUCACGCUUCCUCCCUUACAGACAUCGGCCUUCACCUCGAGCAAUGCCACUCAUGGAAAAGUACCACCAUCCAACGAUCGUCCUCCGCCUGAUCAGGUCCGAAACAACAUGCAUUUCCUGAACCGAAUUAAAAUGCUUCAUUACAUUACUCCUUCAGCGCCGUUUCCAGACCACGCCAGCAUUAAACCGGCGUCGUCCGUUUUCUCCCCCCCUUUACAGCCCGAGGGCGUCGCGCUAGAGAAUAAUUCAUUGAGGUCUACUGCCACCAAGCCGUUCCGUGGUGCUCUUGUAGCCAUCGAGGGCGACGACAUCGAAGCUGUUGCGGCCCUUACGCGGUGGCUGGAGACCUUCCUCAGCAGCGAUGGUGACUUCGAGGUGCGUGCUGCGGAGGGUACCGUCAUGGCGGCCCGCCGUGGGAGCACUACCGCGGACGGUCAGAAGAGCGGUGCGUCGCUCGCAGAGUAUAUCACUUUGGUGCAAAAUUGGCAUUCCAAGGUCAACGAGAUGGUCACUUGGGUGAAUCGCACCGUCCCCGAUAUCACUGACGAAGGAAGUGGUGAUGCCCCAGGGCAGCGGGGACAGCAGAGGCAUGACAGUGGACAAGGGGUAGUUGAAAUUGGAAACGAGACGACCGAGCGAGACACUGCGCAGCAGCCGCCCCACGAGACCAAACCCCCGAUUCCGGUCCUCCUGCUCCCGACCUACCAACUCGCCGCAUCCGACCACUUCGCCACGCGCGUCCCGAUCCGCGACUCCUACGCCGCGCCGGACCACUGGCAGUGGAUGGCCAGCCUCUGGCGCGGGGUCCCCAGUGCAGACAUCACCGUCUACAUCAAGGAUCUGCCCCGUGGCGCCGCGUCGUCGCCGCCGGGAUCGUCCAGUGGAGUGGGCGGCGCGGCGGGGGGGCUCACGCCUGGAAUUGGGGUCGAGGUCAAGGAAGAGAUGAGGACGGUAGUGCUGAAGCGGGAGGCGGGGAAAGAUGUGGAGGAGAAGUGGUUGAGGAGGGUGGGGUUUGAGGUUGGGGAGUGGAUGAGGGGGAUGAGGGUGGCGAGCGAGGAGGAAAAGAGGGGGAUGAAGGGACUGGACCAGGGGAAGACGGGUGUUGGAGGAUGUGGGGGUGACUCCGAGCACGGUUCUGAACUAGUGUCCAAUCAGGAGGGCUGGUUGAGAGAGGUUAGGGGACGGAUGGAGGAAGUGGGCACGCAAAGAGGGUAGUGAGUUGGUGCCGAGAUGAUAGACUCGGAGAGUUCUUGUAUUUGUUCGAUACUAGAAAAUUGUUGGAUAAAUUGGGGUUGAGAUAAUACGGGCAGCGUAUGCUUGAAUCAGAGCUAGCGAUAUCAGAACCAAU